CGCAAUAUUUUGCGGAAUACGAUUACUAGUUCUAGCUCUUUGAACUGCUGCUAGCUGCUCGAUAGAAUGGCCUCUAUAAUUUUCCUGUGUAUUUGUGGGAUUUCUAUUAUUCCCAUUCUCCUCCUUCUUGCGUUUGGAAUCAUCGUAUGGAAGAACAGCAUACUAUAUCAGUUAUUUCACCCGGUGGAUAAGACAAGUAAGCGUACAGGAGGAGAGUUAGUAGCUGAGACACUGAAGGCUCAUGGAGUCAAGUUUCUUUUCACGCUUUGUGGUGGUCACAUAUCACCUGUCAAUGUUUCUGCUGAGAAACUUGGUAUAAGGGUUAUAGACACAAGACAUGAGGCGACAGCAGUGUUUGCAGCUGAUGCUGUAGCUAGACUAUCUGGGGUGAUUGGAGCUGCUAUUGUUACAGCAGGACCAGGUCUUACUAAUACUAUCACAGCAGUCAAGAAUGCACAGAUGGCAGAAUCCCCUCUUAUCUUAAUGGGAGGAGCCGCAGGUACAUUAUUAAAGGGUCGUGGAGCACUCCAAGAUAUUGACCAAAUGGCAUUGUUUAAACCACUAUGCAAGAUAUGUAUUUCAAUAUCACAGAUUAGAGAUAUCAUACCAGCUAUGAGAAGAGCAAUACAGGUAGCACAGUCAGGUACACCAGGGCCAGUUUUCAUUGAGUUGCCUAUUGAUGUUCUUUAUAGUUAUGAACUAGUUUUGAGAGAAGUAGCAGCGAAAGGCAAACAAUCCGGCUUUGUUAAUAACAUUGUAAACUGGUACAUCAUGACAUUUGUUAAUAAUAUCUUUGCUGGAGCCUUUGACAAACGAGACCCCUCCCCCUUGCCUGUAAAUCAGCCUCUAGCCACACCCCUUCAAGUUCAACAGGGUAUUGAGAUUAUUAGCAGAGCCAAGAAACCUGUGAUAUUACUUGGUAGUCAAUCAACACUACCGCCUUUACCUGCAGACAAGCUUAGGGCAGCUUUAGAGGCCAUUGGUAUCCCAUGUUUCUUAGCUGGUAUGGCCAGGGGCAUGCUGGGAAGGAAUAGUCCGCUUCAUAUUCGACAACGUAGAAAGGACGCCCUCAAGGAGGCGGAUGUUGUCAUCUUGGCUGGAUCUGUGUGUGAUUUCCGUCUGAAUUAUGGCCGAUCAUUAAGCAGGAAAUCAAAGAUCAUUGCUAUCAAUCGUAACAAGGAACAACUUUACAAGAAUACUGAUCUAUUUUGGAAGCCCACACUAGCCAUCCAGGGUGAUCCAGCCAGUUAUUUAGUUGAGAUUCAGAAAGGUCUAGGUUCAUAUACAUGUAAUGAAGAUUGGAUUCAAACACUCAGAGAUCGUGAUCAAGAAAAAGAAACAGCUAAUCUAACGAAGGCAUCGGAGAAAGCAGAUAGAUAUCUGAAUCCUCUAAAUGUUUUAUACCAGGUUGAAGAUGUAAUGGAAGAUAAUAGUGUAAUUGUAGCAGACGGUGGAGACUUUGUUGGAAGUGCUGCUUAUAUACUAAGACCAAGAGGUCCUCUAAAGUGGUUAGAUCCUGGUGCAUUUGGGACUCUUGGCGUCGGUGGUGGCUUUGCUCUUGGUGCCAAACUUUGCAACCCUGAUGCCAACAUCUGGAUUGUUUAUGGUGAUGGAUCAUUAGGUUAUAGCUUGAUUGAGUUUGACACGUACAGCCGUCAUAACACACCUGUUAUUGCAGUGAUUGGCAACGAUGCGUGUUGGACUCAGAUCUGUAGGGAACAGGUCCCUAUAUUAGGAUCAAGAGUUAGCUGUGAUCUAGCUUUCUGUGACUAUGACAAGGCGGUUGAAGGAAUUGGUGGCGUAGGUAUCAAGUUAACAAAUGAAUCUAAAGAUGAGAUACAUCAGAAGCUGAUUGAAGCUCAGGAGAUCAGUAAGAAAGGCAAACCAGUCCUCAUCAACUGCCUCAUUGGAAAAACCGACUUCAGAAAUGGAUCUAUAUCGGUCUAAUCAGUCUAUGGUCACAACUAGACGUCUUUGUGAAUUGAAUCUCAGCAUAUCUCUUUCAUCCAUACAUUUAAAGGCACACCUUAUGAUUGGUCCGUGACUAGAAUAACACGUAGUAUAAUUUGAUGCUAAUAUUGAGACAUGAAAUACCUUACUGUAUAAUGUUCUAAAUCAUUGUACGAAUACAUAUGUUCAAAUCUGUGAAUAUGCUAUCAUCUUUCUUAGAAUAAAAGUAAAUUUGAUAUCUAGUUGUUAUGAUGUCAUAGCGGUUGUACGGUUGGCUACGAUUUGAAACUUAAUUGGCCUUUAUUCCAAAAUAAAGGCUUGCAAUCUUUCAAAAUGGUUAUAUUAGUAUUCUUUCAAUUAAUUUCAACCUGUAAUAAAAUGUGUUCCAUUCAUAUUCUCAGAAUACUAGCAAAAUGGGAUUUGUUCCAAAAUCGGAUCGCGAGCAGCCGUAAGGCGUGCGGUUGCCUUAAGAUUUCUUCUCUUAGAUCUAUACACCCUGAAUAAGUAUGAUCCAUUUUAUCUUGAGGCACACACACCAGACCUGCAAGGCACUAACAACAUGCGCCUGGCUUAGUGUACAGCUAAGGAGCUCAGAUGAACUUCUCAAUCUGUUUAAAAUGCGUUUGCAGUAAGAAGUACAUACAAAUUAAACAUUCAAAUGUACAUGGUGAGUUCUGACCAAUUCAUAAGGAAACAAUUUACUCCGUUUUCCUGAAUGGAAUCAAUAUUUAUGAGCAAUAAACCUCCUUGCCUCACGUGGAAAAUUCAGUCAUAUAUUCUUUGUUCAAUUAGCCGAUAAUAAUGAUAAUAACAUUUGUAUAAAGGCACUUAUAACUUCUGUUUCUUAGUGCACAAUAUUACCUGGAUCUAAAAUUUAAAGCGUAAUUAAAGAAAGCUUAGCCAUGAAUUUAUUAAAGGAUUUGUAUUGCUUUUCUCAUCGCUACAGGAAUCAUGCUUACUAAUCCUUGCAUUUCAUCAUAGUUCAAACAAUGGUGCUUCAUUUGGGAAACAUGCGGCAUUGUUAACAUUGAAUCUUAAUCAAGAUUAAAGUUUUGAAAUGUCAUCAUAACUUUGAAAGUAUAUGGACCUUGUACAUGAAACUUAUAAAUGAGAGUUAUGGUGUAUCACUGAAGAUCCUGCCUGAGGUUCAGGUCACAUGACCAAGGUCAAAAGUCAUUUAGGGUCAACCAACUUCGGCCAUGUUGGGGGUAUUUGUGGAAUUGUCAUAACUUUUAAAGUUUUUGGAUAUAGUUGAAGUUUGGACAUAUGAGCAACCAUGUAUCCCUGAAUAUCAUGGGCGUGUUUCAGGUCACAUGACCAAGAUCAAAGGUCAUUUAAGGUUAAUGA
This is a messenger RNA of Lytechinus variegatus (green sea urchin), 3297 nucleotides long. Its product is annotated as 2-hydroxyacyl-CoA lyase 2-like. The transcript has 13 exons. The coding region runs from base 67 to 1947 and encodes 626 amino acids. Gene Ontology annotation, cellular component: acetolactate synthase complex. Gene Ontology annotation, biological process: L-valine biosynthetic process. NCBI's taxonomy places the organism in Eukaryota, Metazoa, Echinodermata, Echinoidea, Temnopleuroida, Toxopneustidae. The record is from RefSeq and is a predicted model, not a curated record. Gene Ontology annotation, molecular function: magnesium ion binding; acetolactate synthase activity; thiamine pyrophosphate binding.